This is a messenger RNA of Letharia columbiana, 225 nucleotides long. RefSeq lists its product as uncharacterized. The transcript has a single exon. The record is from RefSeq and is a predicted model, not a curated record. Lineage: Eukaryota; Fungi; Ascomycota; Lecanoromycetes; Lecanorales; Parmeliaceae. The coding region runs from base 1 to 225 and encodes 74 amino acids.
AUGAAACGACCCCUCGUUGAGACUUCUGAUCUUGACACCAUCAACGCUUCGCCUUUCUGGGGGCAGUUCUUCCGAAUAGGCUGCCAUCCACCACCUGAUGAUUGCCCUCAGGUAGCAUUAGAUAACAUUUACAUUCUCAUUUCCGUCUCCAUGCUGAGCACGUGGCUAUGGUCGCUGCUACGCUACAGCUUGAUUUUCGCGCAUGAGCAUUGUGGUGGCUGCUAA